Messenger RNA from Topomyia yanbarensis, 1029 nucleotides. RefSeq lists its product as uncharacterized. The record is from RefSeq and is a predicted model, not a curated record. The transcript is spliced from 5 exons. Bases 1 to 1029 code for a protein of 342 amino acids. Lineage: Eukaryota; Metazoa; Arthropoda; Insecta; Diptera; Culicidae.
AUGAGUUCCCACUUGGAUAUCUAUUAUGUUCCGGAAAGUGGAAAAUCUCCCCGCUUCGAAAAACUCGACCCACCGACCGACAACGACGCCAGCGUCGUACGCUCCAACGAGGAAACAAUUGGAAGUUUAAUUUAUAGAUCAACUUUCCAGUUCAAGUCUCAGUCUAAGUUCCACUCCAAAUCCCAGUCCAAGUCCCAGUCUAAAUCCCAGUUCAGUCCAAGUCCCACUCCAAGUCCCAUUCCAAAUCCCAGUCCUAUUCACAGCCCAAGUCGUAAUCCAUGCCCCAGGCCAAGUCCCAGUCCAAGUUUCAGUUUAGGUCCCAGUUCAAGUAUCAACGUAAGCCUCAUUCCAAGUCCCAGUCCAAGUUCCACUCCAAGUACCAGUCCUAGUCAAAGUCCAAUCGAAGUUCCAGUCCAAGUCCCAAUCGACCUCAUCUCAACUAUCAGUCCAAAUCCCAAUCCAAGAUCCAGUCUAAGUCCCAGUUUAAGUCCAAGUCCCAGUCCAAAUCUCAGUCGUUUGGACUUCAAGUACCACUUCAAAUUCCAGUCAAAGACAUCGUCAACUCCCAGUCCAAAUUCCAAUCCAAAUUCUUGUCCAAGAUCCAGUCUAAGUCCCAGUCUAAGUCUUAGUCCAAGCCCCAGUCUAAGUCCCUGUCAAAGUCCCAGUCCAUAUCAGUCACAUCUAAGUCCCAGUCCAAGCCCCAGUCUAAGUCCCUGUCAAAGUCCCAGUCUAAGUCCCAGUCCAUGUCCCAGUCCAAUCACGGUCACCUCAACUCUCAGUCCAAAUCUCAGUCUAAAUUCUAGUCCAAGAUCCAGUUCAAGUCCCAGUCCAAGUUCCAGUCCAAGUUCCAGUCCAAGUCCCAGUCCAAGUCCCAGUCUAAGUCCCAGUUCAAGUCCAUGCCCCAGUAUAAAUCCCAGUUCAAAUCUCAGUUCAGGUCCCAGUCCAAGUCCAGUCCCAGUCCAAAUCCCUGACCAAGUCCUAGUACAAGUUCCAGUCCAAGUCCCAGUUCAAGUACCAGUAUCAGUCUAG